UCAACGCGACAGGCUGCGACCCAAACACGGAAGCAGCUCAAACUGCUGCAAAAACGAAAGUUCAGGCUCCUCUGUCGUCACGUUAUUUCAGCUUAUACGUUAUUAUUCAUGUAAACAGUUUAAAACCACAGAAACGAUAAGUCACAUUGUUUGCUGGAGAUGGCUUUUUCUUGGUUUCGCCUAGCUGUGCCGCUUUGUUUAGCGAUUUUAUCGGUUAUUGUCGUUAUCAUUGGACAACAUCAGGCGAUGCCGCCUCCUCUGCCCGCCGCCCUCGGUGUGUGCACUCUGGCCGGGAUGGCCCUCAUUUUGAGGGACAUUAGCUCGAAAAUGAAAGGUGAAAACCGGACGUGGAGCGGUCUACUCAGUCAGUAUCUGGCGGUGAAGGGAAUGGGCUGGCUGGGCAGGCGACAGAGAAAGAAACUUGAAGCCGAUACUCUCAACGUGAAGCAAGUCCAGGAGGAGACUCUGCUGAAGCGCCUGCACAAAAACGCAAACACAUGCUAUGGAAGACAGUAUGACUUCAACUCAAUACAAGACAGUGAUGGCUUCCGGGCGUGUCACCCCAUCACCACAUACGAGCACUAUCGUGAGCUCAUCAGACGCAUCGCGGCAGGAGAGGAGAAGGUGAUCAUUGCUGAGAAGCCGCUGAUCUUGGCCAUGACCUCUGGGACGUCGGGAGCCAGCGCCAUGCUGCUCAGCACCAAAGACACCAACUCUGAGUUUUUCCUGCAGGGAGUGACUGUGUGUUUGGAUGCUAUGGGAGGAGCAUUUCCUGCAACCGACAGUCUACAGCGCACCACCAAGUUCUUCUAUUCACCUACUUUUCGCCAGUCUGAGGCCGGUAUUCCCAUCAGACCAAACUCCUCCACACCAGCCUCCUCACGUCACAUGCUCAACCUCUACACCACCCCAGCACCUGCCUUUGAGGUUCCCAGUGAGAAGGACACCCUCUACCUGCAUCUCCUGUUUGCUCUCAAAGAUCCUAGCGUGGGAACACUGGAGUCCAACUUUGCUUCCACAGUCUUCUAUGCUUUCAGUGCUUUACAGGAUCGCUGGCAGGAGCUUGUUGAGGACAUUGAACGAGGGAAGGUCAGCAGAGCUUUGGCUCUGGAGCCCAAAGUGAGGUCCAGGCUCGAGGCUCUGAUGAAGCCAGACCCAGAGAGAGCCGCUCAGCUCCGGGCCCACUUCCAGGACGGCUUCCGUGGGAUCGCCAGGCGGCUGUGGCCUCACCUCCACCUAGUGCUGGCAGUGGACUCAGGCUCCAAUCAGAUCUAUGGGGAAAUGCUGAGGGAGAACUACUGCCAGGGAGUGCCUUUCUAUUCGCCUUUCUACGCUGCUACUGAAGGUCUAAUAGGGGUGAACCUGUGGCCCCAAGAUCCAAACAGACGCUACAUGCUGUGUCCUCGUUCAAUGUUCUGCGAGUUCCUGCCAGAGAGCAGCCUGGAGGAGGAGACGCCUCACACUCUGCUGAUGGAGGAGGUGAAGAAGGGAGACAACUAUGAGCUCAUCAUCACAAACGCUUCAGGACUGUUCAGAUAUCGCAUUGGAGACAUUGUGAAAGUAGUUGGAUUCCACAACAAGUGUCCCAUAGUUGAGUUUCAGUACAGACGGGGUCAGAUGUUGAGUGUUCGAGGGGAGAAAGUGUCUGAGGCAUUGUUCCUUAACGCUUUGAAGAAAGCUGUUGCUCAGUGGCCGGGAGCUCAGCUGGUGGACUACUGCUGCGCUGAGAGCGGCAUCAUGGGAGAUUCGAUAGGCGGCUCAGAUCCUCAUUACCAGGUCUUUAUCGAGCUGAAAGGUGUGAGAAACCUCACAGAGAAACAACGAUACAAGUUGGACAUCUGUCUCCAGGAGGACUCGGCAGUCUACAAGUCUUUCCGUACCAAGGGCAGCAUUGGACCAAUGAGGGUGCAGCUGGUGGCAGAGGGUGCCUUCAAGGAACUUCGCAAGCACAUGAUGGCCUUCUCAAAUACCUCACCCAACACCUUCAAAAUGCAACGAGUGCUGCACAGGAAAGAGUUUGCUGACUUUCUCCUGGGAAAGACUGUCUCCUGAAACCUCGUGUUGUUGUGAACAAGACAAAGCUUGUGUACUCUGACUGUGGUGAGCGCUGACUGAAUGAAAUGGUUUUUUAAAUUUUUGACAAUUAAAAAUCGUCAUCUGUUUUAUUUUCUCUAACAUAUUUAUAAUUUUAUUAAAGUGAACUACAACUUAAAACUGUUACUGUAAUAUUGUUUAAUUCCAUAAAAACUCCUAUUUAAAUUGA
Messenger RNA from Perca flavescens (yellow perch), 2263 nucleotides. It is a transcript of the gene ghdc, whose product is annotated as GH3 domain containing. NCBI's taxonomy places the organism in Eukaryota, Metazoa, Chordata, Actinopteri, Perciformes, Percidae. The transcript is spliced from 11 exons. Gene Ontology annotation, molecular function: acid-amino acid ligase activity. Gene Ontology annotation, cellular component: cytoplasm. Bases 160 to 2052 code for a protein of 630 amino acids. The record is from RefSeq and is a predicted model, not a curated record.